ACCUCGGAGCCCAAACUGCAGUUCUUCUCGCUCUUUGUGGUCUAGAAAACAGUCAAUACCUCCUACGAUCGGCAGCAAACAUCCAUCUGAAAGAAAUCCGAGAUCAACCCCGAGCUACUGCAACAGCCUCGCCUGCUACUCAUGGAGCGAUCCAUGUCCAUCCGGUCGGUCCCCGCGCCGUGCCAUUUCUUUGCGAGCGGACGUUGUAUGAAAGGGACGGCAUGUCCAUUCUCGCAUGCGAUCGACCAAGAGAGCCCUUCGGCGCGGCCGUCACGCAAAACCACCGCCGCACCGCCUGCCAACUUGAAGAACCCUGCCACUAUAUGCCGCUUCUUCCAAGCCGGAAAGUGCCACAAGGGCGCCGGGUGUGCCUUUUUGCACGAGGAAACGGCCAAGCCUGUCCUGCCAGCCGAGGCGACUCCCACCGAGACCGAGAAACCAGCACCGGAAACUCUGCCCGCCACCGUCGACUCUCGUAGCCUUGUUCCUUGUCGCUUCUUCGCCGCCGGGAGUUGCAAGAAUGGCAGCAGCUGUCCAUUCAUGCAUGCCCCUGCUACUAAGGAUAACCUACCCGAGGAGCCGACACCCGAUGAAACCCCACUGGAUGUGAAAGAUGGCUUGCUUGACGAUCCACACGACGACUGGACGCGAGCGUUCUCUGGAGCCGUCGUCAAGUUCGCGGAAGGCGCCUCCGUCAGCGACCUUUCUCUAGCUUCCGACUUCUCCGCUAUUCGUCUUGACAACCUCCCUUCAGAAAGCACGCCAGCAUCUGUCAUCCAGCUGCUGGGUGAUCUGGGCUUGACAGCGCCGGACGACUGUGUGAGGGUUCGGCAGGCCUCCAAUGGCGGGGCGGCAAGCGCCGACGUCAAGGUCAGGGACCCGUCCUUCGCCGCCGCGGUUCGCGACAGGCUUUCCGAACGCAUCUCGAAUAUCAGUGCCACCCGGAUCGACGUCCCCAUGGCGGCCGGCUCGGGCCUCCACCGUAUCGACUGCUGCAAGGUUCUUUGCUCCUGGCAUCGUCCUACGCGCACCGCGUGGCUCAAUUUCCGGACCCCAGGCGUGGCACAGAAGGUUUGCGACCAUUUCAGAUCCGAGGUCUUCAAGGUCAAGAACCAGGACGUUGGUGCUAGUCUCCUCGCUAGCAAUAAGGGCAAUUCCUCUUUCAUCGGCCAUGGUCGGACUUGGACUGUACGGCUGUCCGACCUAAACCCGACCGUCACCAAGGCGAACAUCCUGGCACAGAUACCCGAUCACUGGAUGCCGACCCAUGUCGAGCUGGGCCAGCCGACAUACACCGAGAACGCCGACGAGGUUACAUCUACGGUCAGGUUAAGGCUGCUCCAGUUCGGACCGCUUGAUAUGUGGAGCGUGGCAGAGACUGGGGGUGGGAAAAGGGUCAAGGCCCAGGCUCGGUUCGGGAAUGAGAAAGACGCCAGAACCGCGGAAUCUGCGCUAAACGGCAAGUCAAUAGCAUGGCUAAGAUGCGAUGCUAGGGCAAUGCGUACGUCGUCAGGGUCUGCCGCCAAGCUCACAGUCCAGCACGUUACCACGGUCAAGGUCAAAAUCCCGGCCCGCAUCUAUAGCACCCUGCGAGAGCCGCUCCAGGAAAAGAAGAAGCUCUGGUCCGAGAAGAAGGUCUACUUCGUGGCCUACCCGCCCAGCAACGGACACGUCACCCUCAAGCUCGAGGGCGCCGUAUCCGAGAAUGUGGCUGAGGCCUACCGAGGCCUUUCCGAGACGGUGGCAGGAACCCUACUGGACGUGGGUAAGGAUGCGUGGUGCACCGUCAUCCAGAACCAGGCGUCUUGGCGCGACAUCCUCGAUCGCAUCAACAAAAGCCAUAGUGUCACCGCUAUCAGGGACAGGCGUCGGCGCCAGAUCCGACUCUUUGGCAGGACCGAGGGCUGCCAGCUUGCCAAGGAGCUGAUCACAGCGCAGCUCGAAAAGCUGGCCUCCGAGGCUGUUGUCAUCGAGCUGGCGCCCGACGAGUUCCAGUGGGCCUGCCGCGGAGGGUUUAAGAAGCUCGUGGCGGAGCUCGGCGCCGACAAGGUCACUCUGGACAUCGUCUCCAACCCGAGACGCAUCCUCUAUUCCGGCGGCUCGGGGGGCGACCGCGCCAAGAUACACGCCAUGCUAGCGAACAAGAACGGACCGGCCCUGACUGCCGAUCCGCCGUCCGAGGACCACCCCGCCGGCGGCAGGGACUGCUCCGUCUGCUGGACCGAGGCCGAGGAGCCCGUCGUGGUGACGUCCUGCGGGCACGCCUACUGCGCCGGCUGCUUCGCGGACCUCUGCGGCGCGGAGCCGGCCGCGGGCGCGCGGCACCUUGUCGCCUGCGUCGGGGAUGCGGCCGCGUGCGGGAAGCCGUUGCCCUUGGCGGAGCUCAAAGAGCACCUGCCGUCGGCCGAGUUCGAGGACGUGCUCAAGGCGGCCUUCACGUCACACGUGCGGCGUCGCCCCGCCGACUUUGGCUACUGCCCCACGCCCGACUGCGGGCACAUCUACCGCGUCUUCGCCGACGCCGCCGGGGAGGAUGGCAGCGACGCCGCCGUCGUCUUCACCUGCCCGGAGUGCCUCGGGGCCACCUGCACGCGCUGCCAGGCGACCGCGCACCCGGGCAUCACGUGCGCCGAUCGCAAGGAGGAGGCCUCGGGCGGCUACGAGGCGCUGGCGCGGGCCAAGGCGGAGCUGGGCGUCAAGGACUGCCCCGAGUGCAAGACGGCCAUGGAGAAGACGGAGGGGUGCAACCACAUGAUGUGCGGCGGGUGCCGCACGCACAUCUGUUGGGUCUGCAUGGCCACUUUCGAUUCGGAUGGCGAGUGCUACGACCACCUUAGCGCGAAGCACGGCGGGGCCUUUGAUGUCCCGGCAGAGGCCGCGUGGUGAAGACGGAGAAGGAGAUGGCCAGCGUCACCGGGUGUUUGCUGGUUCCGUACAAAAGUUGGCUCGAUUCCCGGACGUCGAUUGCUUCUAUCUUCGCGCCUGUUUCGUGGUGAUGACCCAUUGGGACCCCUUGCGCGCUACGCCCAGAGACAUGGGAAGGGUGGUUCCGAACGCAUAAAUGAUGGCUUUAUUUUUGGGAGGAAGCUGGAGGCAUUAGCUAGAAUCGGGAUCAGCAUAUGGUUCACGGGAACUAUGGAGAUCGCGGCAAUACUCGACCCUAAUGAGGGUGGGGAGAAUGGCGAUCAUGCCGGAGAGAAUACCAGGAGUCGUCCUAGGAUAUAGACAUCUCAAAGUUUCAGGGCUCCCAGCAACGAGACUUCGUCCUCCUAACCACCUAGUCGCGUCCGGUGACAUACUAUCGAAGGGAAAUCUACUAUGCAACGCAUAGCAGAAAUAAGUAUCUGGAUAACCGCAAGACAAACACUGAGUUGACC
Messenger RNA from Gaeumannomyces tritici R3-111a-1, 3377 nucleotides. RefSeq lists its product as hypothetical. The coding region runs from base 142 to 2886 and encodes 914 amino acids. NCBI's taxonomy places the organism in Eukaryota, Fungi, Ascomycota, Sordariomycetes, Magnaporthales, Magnaporthaceae. The record is from RefSeq and is a predicted model, not a curated record. Gene Ontology annotation, biological process: protein linear polyubiquitination; proteasome-mediated ubiquitin-dependent protein catabolic process. Gene Ontology annotation, cellular component: ubiquitin ligase complex. The transcript is spliced from 2 exons. Gene Ontology annotation, molecular function: ubiquitin binding; ubiquitin-protein transferase activity; zinc ion binding.